GAGGUUUCAGAAGAGAACUGCGGCUACCCACAAGAGUGACUCACUACAGGAGAGCUGGCCAACCUAGUCUGCGAGAACCCGAGCAAGCGGCACUAACUCCCGAGAGUCUAAAGCCUUCCAUCCGUUCACCGAGACCUAAACGCGUUCUUACGUCUUGUACAGCGUCUUUAACUUCAAGAACAUGAAGGUCACGCAGAGUUCUGUCGCGGCAGUCGUCGUGUUCCUCACGUGUUUGGUCCAUGCCCUGCCCGAGGGAAAGGGUGGCUGUGACGGCACGUGCGCAUGUCCCGCCCAGCCGGUCACGUGUGUGCCAGGCGUGCGCCUAUUGGAGGACAGGUGCGGGUGCCGGUGUAAGGUGUGCGCGAGCCUGCUGGGGGAGGAGUGUUCGGAGAUGGCGCCGUGUGACGACACCGUCGGGCUGUAUUGCGACUACAGUGCGGACAAACCCACUGGCAUCUGCAAAGCUACGUUCCAGACGCCGUGCGUGUUCCAGGGGAAGGUGUACCAGAGCGGCGAGUCGUUCGAGCUGAGCUGCCGGGAGACGUGCGUCUGUCAGAACGGCGCUGUGGGCUGCAUGCCGCUCUGUCCGCAGGAGGUGAGGAUGCCGUCCGACGACUGUCCGUUCCCCCGGCUGGAGAAGGUACCAGGGAAGUGCUGUAAGCAGUGGAUGUGUGACUCCAAACCAAAGGAGCUCAGCGCCAAGGGACCCAUGCCUAUGAUCGCUGGGAAGCUGGAGAGGAAGCCAGAAAGAGAACAGGACACGAAACAGGAGAAGAGCCCGUACUACCAGAUGGACAGCUACCUGGGCCUCAUCCCCAGCCAUGGAGCGGAGUACCCUGAGCCCGUCGCCUGCCUGCUCCAGGCCACGUCAUGGAGCCAGUGCUCAGUCACGUGCGGGAUGGGCGUGUCCACGCGAGUGUCCAAUCACAACCCGGAGUGCAGGAUGCAGGUGGAGAAGCGCAUCUGUCAGAUGAGACCCUGCGAUCUGGAGUACCUCAACCACAUCAAGGACGGAAAGAAGUGCCGCAGCACCAUCCGGUCCAUGGAGCCGAGUAAGAUCACCUUCAGCUGGUACAACACGAGAUGCACCACAGUCAAGGCGUACAAGUGGAGGUGGUGCGGUGGCUGCACCAUCAGCGGACGUUGCUGCACGCCCUACAAGGUCAAAACCACCACCAUGGACUUCAUCUGCGAGGACAGAACCCCGAUCAAGCAGGACGUCGCCUGGAUCCACUCCUGCACCUGCCACAGGAACUGUCCACUAGCGUAAUGCGCAUGUCUGUACGCGACGUCAGAACUGUAAAUUUGAAUCGCCAUUUUGGUUGGGUGGGAUAGAGACUGGACAUUGUAAAGCAUAGUCAGGUGCUAUGCGAAGCAAAAUGCAGGCAUGCUUAGUCGGAGGGGAGUCGAAUGGUUAAAGAAUUGUCUCAAAUGUAAAUGUGAAUCACCACCAUCUUGGUUGGGUGUAGUAGUGGCUUGCCAUUGUAAACGCGCGGGCGAUGGUCUUAAGAUAAAGGAUAGUCAGGUGCUGUUGGAGUAUAUGAAGGUAGAAAUCAGACAUGCAAGGCGAAAGAGUUCGGUUGGUUGAAAAAUGUCUCUCAUGGUGACUUUAGACCAAUAUGGCGGGCGAUAAAGUACGACAGAGUCACGUGACUGUAAGCCCGUCUGGUCAGCACAGAUCUGUCACCGCCACCAAACAGCGACAUCUAUCGGUGGUAGGAUGUUCUGCAAAAUUGAUUGGCGAGCAUUGAGAAUAAGAUUGGAAAUCCGUCCAAAUGUUGUCAUCGAAAGUAUCAUGUUCGUUCAUUAGCUAGUAAUUAGAAUGAAGAUACCGUAUUGAAAAGAAAACAACGACAAGAAAACUUCGCCAGUUGAUGCUUUAAUUUGUAGAAGGUAACUCUAGCAACGUUGAGAGUAAAUAAUUCGAUGUACAGCGUUGGAUUAGAAGUUUGUAGGCAAUUGUUGAAUUAUAACGUAUUGUAGAAUUGUUCCUGUACUGUAUAUAUUGGACGAAAACCAGCUAUUUUUGUAAGUGAUAUCUCUGUAAUUUCUAGACGUUAAGCUUGAAACAGCGUAAAUUAAAGAGUAUGAUAAUAUCUUACAAGUCUAUACGUGUACAAGUCUAUAAGAUUAAUAUAUGACUUAAAUACUUUUAUAAUCAAAAGGGCAACUGUUUAAGUUUUGAGAUUUGUACGUAGCGUUUAAUUUGUAAAAGUCAUGUGAGUUGGAUAACAGUUAACAGUUACUAUUCAAUAGAAUAUAACUGCAGAGCACAACAUAUCUAUAGGAAAGUUGUUUUGGUCGCUUGCAGCAAAAACAUACUGUUCCAAAUUGGCGCUAGAAGUGUUGAACUUGACAUAUUUCCCAGGAAUGUGUGGAACAAACAGCUUGUUGGCGGCGACUUCAAGAAAAUUCCAGGACUACAUUUGUAUAUUGAACUUGUAUAUUGAAGUUGGACAUGUAAUCUGCUGACGAAAACAUGCCCAUAUCAUACGGCACGCAGACCGACUACAGUAAUGACAGAAGGGCUAACUUUGGCCCCACGUUCUCACAAAGUCAAGGACGUUUGUGCUCAUGUUGACAUAUGUGAUACUUGAGAUGAUAGUUCCCACAUGCACACGUAACCUACCGUGGCCUUAUGAGAUGUACAUGU
This is a messenger RNA of Branchiostoma floridae (Florida lancelet), 2653 nucleotides long. Its product is annotated as CCN family member 2-like. NCBI's taxonomy places the organism in Eukaryota, Metazoa, Chordata, Leptocardii, Amphioxiformes, Branchiostomatidae. The transcript has 8 exons. Gene Ontology annotation, biological process: cell adhesion; signal transduction. Gene Ontology annotation, cellular component: extracellular matrix; extracellular region. Gene Ontology annotation, molecular function: heparin binding; integrin binding. Bases 182 to 1270 code for a protein of 362 amino acids. The record is from RefSeq and is a predicted model, not a curated record.